UGUAAUUUUUACUUUAAAACUAUAAAGUACUAGUUGUAUUUGUACAUAAUAAAGUGCCCUGCUGAUAUAUAAGGAUUUUUUUUUGUAUUGAAUGUUAAAUACCAUCAGUAAGUUAAGAAGGAGCUUGUUGUAGGAAAUGUCUUUGGACGCGAAUUUCAAGACGUCUUGCGAGGAAGUUAAAAAAUUUACCAAAAGGCCACCUGACUCAGAAAUGUUGGAGAUUUAUUCUUUGUAUAAACAGGCCACAGUGGGAGAUACAAAUAUUCCGAAACCGUCUGAUGCAAAGUCAAAAAUGAAAUGGGAGGCGUGGAACAAGAAGAAAGGGAUGAGCGGUAACACAGCUAAGGAGGAGUACAUCGCAAAAGUGAAGUCUUUGGCACCGACUUACGCCUAGGCCUUUCGACACUGUAGUAAAGCAUAGAACUAACACAAUUACUGAACAGGAAAACAAUCAACACACAUGCAAUCACUUCGUUAAAUCACCUUGAAUUUUAAAAUAUUCUACAUUUAAUUUUGUUAAAUUAUUUAUGCAGAUUAUAAUUUGUAUUAGUUUACCGAAAAAUUUUAUAUAAUUUAGGUUUUUUGUGAUUAUAAUUUGGUUAAUUAAUUAAUGGUCAGAUUUCCGGUUUUGUUGAAUAUUUGUUGUUAUUAUCACCAUGUGCUUUUACUGAAUAAAAAUGUCUCUACGCAA
Messenger RNA from Aethina tumida (small hive beetle), 691 nucleotides. Its product is annotated as putative acyl-CoA-binding protein. NCBI's taxonomy places the organism in Eukaryota, Metazoa, Arthropoda, Insecta, Coleoptera, Nitidulidae. The transcript is spliced from 3 exons. Gene Ontology annotation, molecular function: fatty-acyl-CoA binding. The record is from RefSeq and is a predicted model, not a curated record. The coding region runs from base 137 to 394 and encodes 85 amino acids. Gene Ontology annotation, biological process: fatty acid metabolic process.